AUGAGGAUUAAAUGUCCCUUUAGGCUGCGAUCUGUUCCAAGCGGUGCAAGUUGGAAGGUGAUGGUUAGAUACGCGAUGCAUACUUAUAGAUUAUAUGGGGGAUUGGAAGGUCAUGACAUAUUGGGACGUCUAAAAGAUGAUGAAAAGAAGUUUGUGAAUGACAUGACCAAGUAUAAUAUGGCACCAAGGUACUGGAUACCACUAUUAGAGAUUAUUGGUGUUACAUCAAUAAAGUUGACCUUUUCAGUUACGUUUGCUUACUUGGAACAUGAAAGGGAAGAUAACUUCACAUGGAUGCUGGAGAAACUGAAAGAGUUGUUUACCUCGGACAAAUUUCUUCUUGAUGUUGUGGUGAAGGACCGGGAAAUUGCAUUAAUGAAUGCCAUUUAUUCGGUGUUUCCAAAGGCAACACAUCUGUUAUGUAUGUUCCAUAUUUCCAAGAACGUGAGCAUGAAGUGCAAAGAGUAUGUGAAAUUGGAAAGACAAGAACAUGUCAAGGAUCAAUGGAACAACAUCAUGUAUUCAAACACAGAAGAUGAAUAUGAUGUACACUUAAAACACUUCCAAAGUGUUUGUGGUGAUAUUCUGGCAUUUGUGAAGUAUGUUAAUGAAACAUGGCUAGUACCAUAUAAGGAAAGGUUUGUUGCUGCAUGGACUAACAAAGAAGAGGGUAAUUGGAAUUUAGAAGAUGAGUGUGAAGAGUUGAAGAGAUAUUUCAAGAGUUUGGAUGUUGUUGGUCAGAGGAUGUUGAAGAAAAAAGUGCGUGAUCUAAUAUAUCCAUCAAUAACUCCGAUGUGUCCACCACCAGUGAAGUACAAGCCAAAAAGGGGAGCUAAAAAAAGUAAAAAGAGUGGGGAGAGUGAUGUGCACCGUGAUCCUAGCCAGUGGGAAUAUCCUCUGGCUUCGCAGGGGAGUCAUACUUCAAAGAGGUCGUGUUCAAAACCGAAUGGAACUCAAUCUUCAACCAUUUCGAUUGUUAGGCAACCUACUGUGAUAUCUUCACGAGUUGAGUUCUUGCCACAAUUUCCUGCUUUCUUUCAUCCUUACAUCGAAGACAUAAUUAAUGUCGACGAUAAUGGAACUGUGUUAGGAAAACGUUACAGGGAACUCACUUGGGUGGACAUGAUAUGGAUAAAUGGAUAUAGUGUCGUUUUUGUUUCCCUUUCCAUGAGUUUGAACAACACAUUUUUGUCACUUAUCCUUGCUCCACCCAUGUACACAAGUCGGCAUACGAUUAUUGCUAUUGGUUUUAUGAACAAUAAUCAUUGGGUACAGAUCAAGUUGAAACCUGAUUGCCCAUUGCCUCGCGUCAUUCUUCGUUGGAGACAGAAUUGUAGUGAUGAUGCAAAAGCAUGA
Vicia villosa (hairy vetch) is the source of this 1356-nucleotide messenger RNA. RefSeq lists its product as uncharacterized. Gene Ontology annotation, biological process: regulation of DNA-templated transcription. The transcript has 4 exons. The record is from RefSeq and is a predicted model, not a curated record. The coding region runs from base 1 to 1356 and encodes 451 amino acids. NCBI's taxonomy places the organism in Eukaryota, Viridiplantae, Streptophyta, Magnoliopsida, Fabales, Fabaceae.